Messenger RNA from Asterias rubens (European starfish), 1882 nucleotides. Its product is annotated as neuronal acetylcholine receptor subunit alpha-10-like. Lineage: Eukaryota; Metazoa; Echinodermata; Asteroidea; Forcipulatida; Asteriidae. Gene Ontology annotation, cellular component: synapse; neuron projection; postsynaptic membrane. Gene Ontology annotation, biological process: regulation of membrane potential; monoatomic ion transmembrane transport; chemical synaptic transmission. Gene Ontology annotation, molecular function: acetylcholine-gated monoatomic cation-selective channel activity; transmembrane signaling receptor activity. The record is from RefSeq and is a predicted model, not a curated record. The transcript has 6 exons. The coding region runs from base 1 to 1164 and encodes 387 amino acids.
AUGGCCAAGUGGAUAGCCACGCCCCAGACACUGUUACGGACUCUUCUUAUCUUAGGAUGUACAGGGACACAAGUAAGUGGGAAUGAACACGCUAAAAAUCUCACAAGGGAUCUACUGAGCAAGUAUGGAUCAAAGGAUGUCAUACCAGUGUUGAACUCGUCGCAACCGCUUAACGUCACUUUGCGUUUACUGAUUAAGCAAAUCGUAGAAUUUGAUGAAACUCGGCAGCAGUUGACAUUGGACAUCUGGCGAAAGUUGGCAUGGAAAGACGAGUAUCUGGUCUGGAAUCCUGACGACUACAAUGGACUGCAGGAGAUAUUUAUAAUACCGUCAGAUGUUUGGACUCCACGUCUAGUUCUACAUGAAAAUGUAAGGUUUGGAUUUUCAAGCGAGCUCACCAUAGAAGUAAUUGUCCAACCCAGUGGUCAUGUCAACUGGUAUACACCAUCGAUGCUCAGAGUGACGUGUAAAGUCAAUGUUUUAAAGUUCCCCUUCGACACUCAACAGUGCAACCUGACUUUUAUGUUCUGGAAUUACGACAUGUCCCGCCUCGAUCUGUUGUACUUCGACGAUUUCGACGCGAACCAAGAUGUCUUCAGCAGCAGUGGAGUGUGGCAGCUGCUUCGAGUCGACGCCCAUCGUUAUGAGGAGAAAUACAACUGCUGCGCAUACCCCUUCGCUCAGGUUGUCUAUACGCUGACAUUAGAACGGGCUUCUAACUUCUACAUCUUGAGUAUUCUGGUACCUUCUGUUUUACUCACGAUGAUCACUGUCAUGGUCUUCUGUAUGCCACCCGAGUCUGGAGAGAAGAUCUCACUGGGAAUGUCCAACCUACUGGCUUUCAUCCUCUUUCAACAACUCAUCUCGGGCAACAUGGCACCACAGGGAGAUGAAACACCCAUACUCAAUGUCUAUAUUUUCUGCAUGGUGGUGUUGGGUUGCGUUUCUAUCUUUGCCUCGGUCUACGUGCUCAGAUUGUUCCACAGAUCAACCGACAAACCCGUACCGCCAUUGGUCAUCAAGGUCAUGACGUACAUCAGUCGUCAGAAAAGUGACGUCACGUGGAAGACAAUCGCAAGGACGACUGACAGCGCCUUGUUUUAUUUAUUCUUGGUGGCAUCUGUUAUUUUUAUUUGGGUAACAUUCGCCAUGCUUCGGGCAUGAGCUUAUUGCUAUGUGUAUGUGGCAGUCUAACUUUGAGGUCAAAAUGAGGGAUACGAUGACACUUUGGCUGCAGUUAUAACGUUUAUUCUGCAAAAGAAGACGAAGAGAAUAUUCAAUGUUCGUUCGUCUCCGACGCAGAGAAUAAUGACAAUUGAUAAUAAUAAUAAAAUAAAUUAAAGCACAAUGAUAUUUACAAAUUAAAUAACUACACUAUUACGGAAAGAACCAAUCUAUUAAAGGAAAAUACCAUGAACAAUUGAAUCACUUAUCCCUUGUGUUCACGUAUAAAUUGUACUAGAAAGGAACAUCAACACUUAUAAACAAUGUGCUCCAAAGGAAAUAAUAACCCAUUAACUCUGAAACAAAGACCGUAUUUCCCGCCAAAACUCCCGCCAUCUUGCGACCGAACCCUUCUAACGAAUUAAUUGUAUAGAAAAGAAUAAACCUUAGGAAUAACUAUUCGAGGGUUUCCUUAAACCUCAAUUAAUUUAUAUAUUUAAACUAUGAAAUGGUAACUCAAAGGCAACAAGUAUUUACAAAGCAUAAACCUUCGUUUCACUUCUACAAAAAUCAAAUAGCACAACGAUGUAUACGGUACUAGUAAAACAUCGGAAAUAAUACAUUUUUACCAAACUCGGUCAAGUAAAGUUUAGGUACGAAAAGAGACAAACUAGUUGAGUACUAUUUAAUAUAAUUCUAAAAUGUGAUAGCAAAGUAA